This is a messenger RNA of Phalaenopsis equestris, 1471 nucleotides long. RefSeq names its product G-protein coupled receptor 1. Bases 212 to 1159 code for a protein of 315 amino acids. Gene Ontology annotation, biological process: adenylate cyclase-activating G protein-coupled receptor signaling pathway; cell surface receptor signaling pathway. The transcript is spliced from 9 exons. Gene Ontology annotation, cellular component: plasma membrane. The record is from RefSeq and is a predicted model, not a curated record. Lineage: Eukaryota; Viridiplantae; Streptophyta; Magnoliopsida; Asparagales; Orchidaceae. Gene Ontology annotation, molecular function: G protein-coupled receptor activity.
CCUAAAUCAAUGCGAUCAGGUUAUCCUCAAUAGAACUGUUCAUGUAGACAGUAUCAUUGUUCCAUAGUUGUGCUGUUUUAUCGAAAUCAUCUAAUCUGGGACGGUGAAAUAAAUACUUUCGUGAUGCUUAAUACCUCCAAACAGACGACGUAACUGCACAGUUUCCGGCGUUCGAUCGAGUGAGAAGAAGGAAAUCCUGCAAUUUCAAGCGAUGGCGGUCGCGAGGGCGAUAUCCGGAAGUUUGUCUGUGAAAGACCGUUGGAUUCUGGCGGCAUUCGGCACGACCGCAGCGGGCCUAUCUCUCGCUGGAUCCGCCUUCAUUGUUCUCUGCUACAUACUCUUCAAGGAACUCCGCAAGUUCUCCUUCAAGCUUGUUUUCUUUCUCGCCCUCUCUGAUAUGCUCUGCAGCUUCUUCAGCUUAGUGGGGGAACCAUCAAAUGGAUUAUUUUGCUAUGCUCAGGACUAUAGUGCACAUUUCUUUUGCAUAGCAUCCUUUCUGUGGACUACAACAAUUGCGUUCACACUUCAUCGUACUGUUGUCAAACACAAAACUGACGUUGAAGAUUUUGGAUCAAUUUUUCAUCUGUAUGUGUGGGGAACCUCUUUUGCUAUGACUGUCAUACGUUCCAUAGGCAGUGACUAUGGACCGAUAGGCGCGUGGUGUUGGACUGGGUCCGGAAAGAAGGAAAAGGUGGUUCAUUUGAUAACAUUUUAUACUCCUUUGUGGGGUGCUAUUCUUUACAAUGGGUUUACAUACUACCAAGUGAAUCGCAUGCUGAGCAAUGCAACUAGAAUGGCUGUUGGAAUUUCAGAUAGCUCUUACCGGUUUGACUCAGGGGCAGGAAGGAAGGCAUUAAAUAAGUGGGGCUACUAUCCGUUGAUUUUGAUCGGGUCUUGGGCAUUUGCUACAAUUAAUCGUAUAUUUGAUUUUCUUCAUCCCGACCAUAAGAUCUUUUGGCUCUCACUUGCAGAUGUUUGGUUUGCGGGACUCAUGGGUUUGUUCAAUUCUAUUGCUUACGGACUCAACUCAUCAGUGCGCCAGGCAAUUGCUGAAAGAUUGGAUAUAUACUUACCCGAGAAGUUCAAAAGGCUGUUUCCUCAGGCGCGUAAAAGUCAGCAACAAGACCAGGAACUAGCUUCAUUGAUGGUUGAGAGCUAGUAGGGAAAUUAUCAGUUACUGUUCAUGUGGUAACUUUGCCGCCACAACUGGUAAAGCUGUAUUUCAUUUAUAUUUAUUUGUUAUUCCAUAAGCCAAUUUAAGCUGUGGAAAGGUUGACGCAUUAAAAGUAGGAUUUUAUUAGGGAAAUUUACAUAAUUAUUAAUCAAUUCUUAUGGAUAUACGUAUCUCACACCUAAAUUUUUAUAUUUACAGGCAUAGCACUUUACCCAUGUAUGAAAGAUGGAUUUGACCAUUAAAAAAUAUAAUUAGUGUUUGAUGUUAAUGUGAUAUGAAUGAAUUGGGUGCUAUGCG